Molecule: messenger RNA, 609 nt
Organism: Branchiostoma floridae (Florida lancelet)
Lineage: Eukaryota; Metazoa; Chordata; Leptocardii; Amphioxiformes; Branchiostomatidae
Product: collectin-10-like
Exons: 2
Coding region: 1-609 (202 amino acids)
Source: RefSeq, a predicted model, not a curated record
AUGGGACCGACUGGUCCUUCUGGAGAAAAGGGAGCCGUGGGGCCGGCUGGACCUCUGGGAAAAACGGGACCGAUAGGGCCGGCUGGUCCUGUGUCUUUUGGGCGACCCGGACCUCCAGGGCCGCCUGGUCUGCCGGGAAACUCGUUUUGCCCUGGACUAGCUGAACGAGCAUCCUGCCCCGAAGGUUAUACCAUGUGGCGUGAAACCUGCUACAAAGCGUUCAAUGAAUAUAAAUUCGUCGGGACCUUCAGCGAAGCGACCGAGACCUGUCGCAAAGAUGGCGGUACCCUCGCCAUGCCCCGAGACGCUGAGACCAACAGGUUCCUAGUCACCUUAGAGCGAAACAAAGGGAGCUUUUACUGGAUCGGCCUGCACGAUCAGCGCAUGGAGGGAACAUUUGAGUGGGUGGACGGGUCUGCGCUUGGAAGGUACAACUCGUGGACUGUGGAACAACCAGAUAACAAAGACGGGGAUGAAGACUGCGUUGCUUUCUCCAGCCAUUCCGGUCGGGGGCAUUGGUAUGACGAGAAAUGCCGACACAUCGAAUACAUCUUCUGCCAGGUGGCUCCAGGUACUUUACUCAAAAGCACCAUUAUGGACAUUGUUUAA